Molecule: messenger RNA, 2999 nt
Organism: Eublepharis macularius
Lineage: Eukaryota; Metazoa; Chordata; Lepidosauria; Squamata; Eublepharidae
Gene: PPP1R15A
Product: protein phosphatase 1 regulatory subunit 15A
Exons: 3
Coding region: 228-1970 (580 amino acids)
Biological process (GO): response to endoplasmic reticulum stress
Cellular component (GO): endoplasmic reticulum; protein phosphatase type 1 complex
Molecular function (GO): protein phosphatase regulator activity
Source: RefSeq, a predicted model, not a curated record
GCCAUCGAACGCCGGUUAUAUAGGCUGAGUGACGCAGCCGCUUUUCGAAACAUGCCAUUUUAAUCUAUUCAUUCUGAAAAGCUGUUGUAUCGAUAGGGAGACAUGGACAGAGCCGUCGCGAACCAGCCGAGUUGGGUCAAAGCUGCCUUUCACUUGCUUCCUUGCGCCAGCCCCGAAGCUGUCUGCUGGAGCGAGCUGAUCACUGGAUAAGACCCCAGAGGUCUAAAAUGCCUCCUCACAUGGCCAGCCACUUGGCCUCACACCCAGAAAGCAAAAGCUUGCCCUUUGUUUGCUGUGAUUGCUUUGGACGCAGGAUGUCCAAAAUUCUACCUCUGGAAUCGAGCAGGUCCCCUCCUGCUGGCAAGUUUGACAGUACAGCCAUGCUACUUGGACGUAUGACUUACCUUGCUAUGCACUGGCUGAAAAAAUGGUUGCGCCUUUUGCAGAAUUUCUCCAGAGCACUGAUGAAAGCUAUAUUGAUGGGCAUUGCUAAGGGGGCAGCUACUGCUGCCCCCUUAGAGAAGACAAGAAGACCCUGGGGAAGGGAAAAAGAACUUGAAAGAGGUGAAAGCGAAAUAGAAGAUGGAGAGAAGCUAAGCUUUGACAUUGAUCAUCUGGGGUAUCCUGUCCUGAAUAGCCUAGAAAGCUGGUCUCAAGAGGAUACAGAGAGUGUGAUAGAAGAUGGACAUUUUGGAGAAUGCCCAGAAUGGUUUUUGAAAGUCUCCAGUGGUGCUAAAGUGGAUAAGAUGCAUUUGGAAGACAACACUGCACUGUGUCUGAUACACCAUUCCAUCUCCUUUGACUUUGGAAAUAACUGGGAAUGUUCAUCGGACGAAGACUCGGGACUGGAAGAUGGAGAGAGUCCUAGGAGUUUCCCCCCAAAAUCAUGGGAAGACUGUUACUAUCCUCAAAUGUUUGCCAAACGUUUGGAUAUUGGGGGAUGUUUUGAGGAGAAAGCGAGAGAUUCCUGUCACCCCCGAGAAGAGUCUGGGGAUUUUGAAAAUGAUUUUGAAGGGGGUUCUAGGCAAAGUUUGGAAAGUCCCUUUAUUUCCCAGGAGCGCAGGGCGAACGUGGAAUCUAGUGGGGAUAUUGUGAUACCUGAAGAACAAGGCUUGAAGAGUACAUCUAAUUCUUCAAAGGAAGGGGAAUACCUGGUCAAGGAGAACUUGGGAACACCUUCCAUCUCCCAUGGCUUCAAGAGUUCCCUUGUACUCUCCUUAUUCUACAGUCCCUCAGAGGAAGAUGAUGAUGAUGAUACAGAAGACUGGUCAAGUGAAGAUGAGAUGGAAGAAACAAUUCAAUCAUCUUUAGAUAGUGUUGUUUUGGAAAAUGGGGAUAAUUCAGCAGCAGAUAGCUUUCAACACCAGAGUUUUCCUGAGAACCUCGGUGGAUGCUUUUUCCCCAGCAUGGACCCCAUGCAUUCAUUCUCCUUUUCCAGAACCGUUCAGCCAGUCACUUGCGCCCCACCUGAAUCCAAGAACCACGAGGAAAUCACAGUCUCCUUUUACUUAAGUCAACCGUAUUCUAUGCCGGAGGAGACUUGUAAUCCUCCCAAACCACCAUCCCAUAAAGACCCAAGAUCUGCCCCGGGGCAUCCACCUCACCAAUGCUGCCAGCUGCAAACAGAAAGAAACUGUGAUUUGGUCACUACAGAAACCCCGUUGGUUUCCCGGAAGGCCGGCCAGCUGGCUAAGAAGGUUCGAUUCUCUCCUGAGGUCACUGUACACACACUGGUGGUCUGGGAUUAUGCUUCCCGAGCAGCUCGCAGGGGUCCCUGGGAGGAGAUGGCCCGUGAUCGUUGUCGUUUUCAACGCAGAAUUGCAGAGGUGGGAGCCAUCUUGGAGCCCUGUCUGCAGAUGGAUCAUCGUGCCAGUGUUUGGAGGAAGACCCACGGGGCUCUGCAACUUGAGGAGGAAAUUGGUGACAACACACUCCCCAGUUUGGCCAGUCAAGAGAAAUUGUGUGCCUAAACAAACUUGUGAAUUAAAUGGCUGUUCAAGGUGGAGCAGUCUAUCUGGGCAGAAACAUAGAUGAAGGGUGACAGGAUUUUGAUAGCCAAAAGUAUGGAAGUCUAAAUUCAAAAUUGUUAGCAUUUCCUGAGGGGGAAGCUGUCCUCUGAAUUGAAUGGGAAAGGGGUCACAAAACAUCCCUACCUUGCAUGCACACAGUUGUGCCCAUCAACUCAGGACAUGUCAGUUUUUAGCCUAUGUGUAGCAAGAUUACCAAUUCAUCUGGCCUUUUCUCAAGUGGGGCCCUGUGGCUUAGACUUGGGGGAUGGGGCUGGAAGCAAGAUCCUCUGGGUUCUCUUUUUUGAAUAAACGCACUGAUCCUAAAUUAUCAUUGCUACCUCUGUUUCCUACAUUUUAUGAGCUCCAAAUAAAACAGAACCACAGUUGUCGUGACUCAAAUAUGUGUACAAGGUGAGGCCCCUUACGUAAUGAUGCUGGAUUGUUGCAACAAUAAGCAAGUCCUAUGAAAUGCAUUUGCAGCAGUGAGGUGGCCCAUUGGCAUUCCUGUUUAUGGGCAGGGGAAUGGAAACUGAAGGAGGUCUGGAGAACUUAUAGUUGGAUGGGGCUUUGGUCGGAGCUCCCAGUAGUUCUGAAUAUUGUUGCGCAAUGCUAGAUUUAAACAUGACUCAGCAGGCUAAAAUGCCUUAGUCACAUAGUAUUCCAUGUAGCUGGCUGUACAUUAAAAUUGGGAAUUUAGCUGCAGUAUUUGCAGCAUCAGAAUGCUAUGUGUAUAGGCCCUUCCAUUGGGGUGUAUAACCUGGAGCACCAUAUGGGUUGGUUUAAAUGCAUCUCUCUCCAACUGGUACCUGGCCUUUGAGACAGCUGUAGAAGCUGCCUAUUUUCACGGGUUCUUUUUUGAAAAUUUUAAGUUAUUGGCAUGUUUUAAAUUAUUGUUGCCUAAGACACUUGAUUAAUCUUUCUAUGUCAUAUAUAAUUACCUGUUUUUAUUUUUUAUAUAUAUAAAAUUCACUUUUUUUUUUAUAUGGAUGA